Dunckerocampus dactyliophorus (ringed pipefish) is the source of this 1512-nucleotide messenger RNA. It is a transcript of the gene cnot11, whose product is annotated as CCR4-NOT transcription complex, subunit 11. The transcript has 7 exons. Gene Ontology annotation, cellular component: CCR4-NOT complex. The record is from RefSeq and is a predicted model, not a curated record. The coding region runs from base 1 to 1332 and encodes 443 amino acids. Lineage: Eukaryota; Metazoa; Chordata; Actinopteri; Syngnathiformes; Syngnathidae. Gene Ontology annotation, biological process: negative regulation of translation; mRNA catabolic process.
AUGACUCUAGCACCCAAGGAGCUGUCCAACCUUCUGAGCAUCAUCUCGGAGGAGGCUUGCACCAACACCUUCGAGACGCUCUCCACGCACUUCCACCACUACUUCGGCAAGGCGGAGCACUUCCGUGUCGGCUCGGCGCUGGUCAUGCUCCUGCAGCAGCCUGACCUGCUGCCCAGCUCCCCGCAGCGGCUGACCGCUCUCUACCUACUGUGGGAGAUGUACCGCACCGAGCCGCUGGCCGCCAACCCCUUCGCUGCUGUGUUCGCGCACCUGCUCAACCCCGCGCCCCCCGAGCACGAGAAGGUGCUCUCAGGCUUCCUGCCACCCAUCACCCAGCCCGAGAAGUUCUUCCUGUCCCAGCUGAUGUUGGCACCGCCCAGAGACCUCUUCAAGAAGACGCCUCGCCAAGUGUCCUGCAUGGACGUCAGCAGCAUGCCGCAGUCCAUCGACAUCAGCGGGCUGCAGCUUGCCCUAGCAGAGCGUCAAUCCGAGUUGCCAACCCAGAGCAAGGCCAGCUUCCCCAGCAUCCUCAACGACCCCGAUCCGGACUCGUCCAACUCCGGCUUUGACAGCUCGGUGGCUAAUCAGAUCAUCGAGUCGCUGGUGACGGGGCCCCGCCCACCCUUGGAGAGUCACUUUCGCCCCGAGUUCAUCCGCCCGCCGCCGCCUCUCCACACGUGCGAGGACGAGCUGGCAUGGCUCAACCCCACCGAGCCGGACCACGGCGUCCAGUGGGACCGCUCCAUGUGCGUGAAGAACAGCACGGGCGUGGAGAUCAAACGCAUUAUGUCCAAGGCCUUCAAGAGUCCGCUGUCGGCACAGCAGCAGUCACAGCUGCUGGCCGAGCUGGAGAAGGACCCCAAGCUGGUGUAUCACAUCGGGCUGUCCCCUGCCAAGCUGCCUGACCUGGUGGAGAACAACCCUCUGGUGGCCAUCGAGAUGCUGCUCAAGCUGAUGCAGAGCAGCCAGAUCACCGAGUACUUCUCUGUGCUCGUCAACAUGGACAUGUCUCUGCACUCCAUGGAGGUUGUCAACCGGUUGACCACGGCGGUGGACUUGCCUCCAGAGUUCAUCCACCUGUACAUCUCCAACUGCAUCUCCACCUGUGAGCAGAUCAAAGACAAAUACAUGCAGAACCGCCUGGUGCGCCUGGUGUGUGUCUUCCUGCAGUCGCUGAUCCGGAACAAGAUCAUCAACGUGCAGGACCUCUUCAUCGAGGUGCAGGCCUUCUGCAUCGAGUUCAGUCGCAUACGCGAGGCAGCCGGACUCUUCCGCCUGCUCAAGAGCCUCGACACCGGCGAGAACCCCGCCGACGCCAAGCCUGCCAAAUAAUGAGCGGUUCCGCCCAUGAGGACGCACCUGAAAGGGCGUGGCUUAGAACACUGGCGAAGACAACCAUUGUAAAUAUUUUUAGAUUCCUCCUGAUGGUGAACUUUGAGCAUGACUCAGCAUCUUUUUCUUCUGCUCCUCUGGACUUUACCAGUGCUAAUAAACUUUUUUUUGUGUUUGUAA